Hippoglossus stenolepis (Pacific halibut) is the source of this 1405-nucleotide messenger RNA. Its product is annotated as Golgi apparatus membrane protein TVP23 homolog B. Gene Ontology annotation, biological process: vesicle-mediated transport; protein secretion. Gene Ontology annotation, cellular component: Golgi membrane. The coding region runs from base 70 to 669 and encodes 199 amino acids. The transcript has 7 exons. The record is from RefSeq and is a predicted model, not a curated record. NCBI's taxonomy places the organism in Eukaryota, Metazoa, Chordata, Actinopteri, Pleuronectiformes, Pleuronectidae.
GUCCUUAGCACACGGGUUUGUUUAUAACCACGUCACCAGGAAGUACAUCCUGAACUGUCCCAAUUCAAAAUGCAGAGACAGGACUCCCAGGAGGCGCCUCUGUUCGGGGAGGAUUACGACCACAACAGUCCACGGAAAUCAAGAAUCAAACAUCCUCUGGCUUCUUUCUUCCACCUCUUCUUCCGAACAAGUGCCAUUUUGAUCUACUUGCUGUGUGACGUCAUCAGCAGUCGUUUCAUCGUCUCGAUGGUCGCCAUCAUCCUCCUGCUGUCAUGUGACUUCUGGACUGUGAAGAACGUAUCUGGCAGGUUGCUGGUCGGUCUUCGGUGGUGGAAUCAGGUGGAUAAAGAUGGAGGCAGCCACUGGGUGUUUGAGUCGAGGAAGCCGACACACGGUGUGAACACAACAUCCAGUGCUGAUUCACGGAUCUUCUGGCUCGGACUUAUCGUGUUCCCCAUCCUUUGGUUCAUCCUGGUGUUCAGCGCCAUCUUCUCCUUUAAGAUUAAAUGGCUGGUUGUUGUGAUAAUGGCCAUGAUUUUACAGUGGGCCAACUUGUACGGUUACGUCAGAUGCAAGGUGGGCGGAAAGUCCAGCCUGAGAAGCAUGGCCAAGAAAUACAUUGGUGUCCAGAUUUUAAAACAGGCAAUGAAGAAAGGCGAGGGACAAUAAUUUGAGGAGGACGUCGCAACCAAUCUGCAGAAGAAGACUGGAUGAACACAUUGUAUUUACUUGAUUCCAGUUUAAAAGGUGGCUGGUCCUUUCUGAUGGUAAAGGGAUUUUGUAUGUGUCGUUUCCUCUGAAUUAAUUGUUUGAAAACUUCAGGAAUAAUUCCCCAAGGUUUUCUGUAAGUUCCACAUUAACAUGAAGGAGGGUGAUGUUAAAAUGUGCGAUUCUGGAUUAAGACAGUGCACAGAAAUCAGGGCACUUUUGUUCUAAAUAUUUAAGCGUCAAAUGAGUUUGACUUGAAGUUUUGUCUCUGUUUGACAGCGCAGCCUGUCGGGCAGCAUCUAUGAGUGUGAAAGGGAUAUUUUGGGAACACAGAUAAUUUUGUAUGUGGCUGCUAAUCAAACAUAGGAUGUGGAUAUUAAUACUGAUGUAGUUUUUUUCUUUUUUAAAUCAAUCUGUAUUAUAACUGACAUUGCCGGGUACUGUAGGGAGAAGUGUUUUGAAUUGGUUUUCGGUUUUGUACAAAAACUGUUGGUUUACUCAGGGCUUCUGUGUAAAUGAGACAAUGAAGUUUUUCACAUUUUUGAAAUGUGAGACUUAUUAAUGGCUCGUUUUAAUUGAAGUGUAUUUGAGCAUCACUUAAUAAGAUGAAGUAGUUGUCUGCUGGUGUCGGAGAUUAAGCAUCAAUUCAAUAAUAGAAUCACAUCUGUGUGCAUCAGAUAAAUAUGCAUGAUACAAA